AUGUCCCAGGCAAGGCAAAACCGGGCUCUCAUCAUCGUCAACACCGAUUUCUGCAGCAGCGACAGCGAUGGGGCAUUCGGGACCCGGAGAGGAGCCAAGAGAGAAGCGGAGAAACUUUCCAAGACACUCUCACGCCUCAACUACAAGGUGAAGCUGAUGCAUAACAAGACAGCCAAGGAAAUAGAGGACCUUUACCAGGAAGAGUGCUGCUGCGAGCACGGGGAGUACUUUGUGAGCAUCAUCUCCAGCCACGGAAAGGAGGGCGUCAUAUUCGGUUAUGACUCGGAGCCGGUUAAGCUGACCCGGAUUUUCCAGAUUUUAUCCUCAGAAAAGUGCCCGGUGCUCAGUAAAAUACCCAAAAUCUUCUUUAUCCAGGCUUGCCGGGGGCAAGAAUUCGACCGGGGGGUGGUUGUGGAGUGUGACAGCAGGGCCCCUGAGCCAGACUGCCUCUCGGACUACGUCUCCAUCCCUCCCCAAACCGUCGUGAUGUUCGCCUGCAGCCCAGGCUACGUGGCCUUCCUCAACAUCUUCGGAUCCAUGUUCCUCCAGGCCCUGCUCAAGGUCCUGGAGGGAGAGGAACGUCACCUGGCCCUCAACCGCCUCAUGACCCGCAUUAACUGGCACGUGGCCUUUUGCUGCCAGGCCAGGGGCACCUACGAGGGAUGCAAAGAGAUGCCCUGCUUCGUCACCAACCUGCUGCAGGAGGUCUUCCCCUUCUCCGCACCCAUCAGAUCCGACCCCCUUCCAAGUUACAACACCCCCUCUGCUCCUCCCAAAGCCGUUGGGACUGAGGCUCGACUUAACGUUAACCAAACCCACGCCACGCAGCAGCCACCCUCAUCUUCGGAAAAGCUGUCGCCCACAGCAGCAGAGGAAGUUGAUUGUGGCGAUACAUUUUUAUCUCUCGACGAGUCCAUUUGA
Molecule: messenger RNA, 921 nt
Organism: Balearica regulorum gibbericeps (East African grey crowned-crane)
Lineage: Eukaryota; Metazoa; Chordata; Aves; Gruiformes; Gruidae
Product: caspase-8
Biological process (GO): apoptotic process; proteolysis; positive regulation of neuron apoptotic process
Cellular component (GO): cytoplasm
Molecular function (GO): cysteine-type endopeptidase activity
Source: RefSeq, a predicted model, not a curated record